Molecule: messenger RNA, 2141 nt
Organism: Mobula hypostoma (lesser devil ray)
Lineage: Eukaryota; Metazoa; Chordata; Chondrichthyes; Myliobatiformes; Myliobatidae
Product: transmembrane protein 145-like
Exons: 17
Coding region: 469-1782 (437 amino acids)
Biological process (GO): response to pheromone; G protein-coupled receptor signaling pathway
Source: RefSeq, a predicted model, not a curated record
UUUUGUAGAUCCAUUUCUGGUUUUCUAUUUCUCCUGUUUCUCAUUUACUCUGUUGUGAUGAUUUGGUUAAUAUUUGCAACCUUCAAUCACACUACUUGUGUUUAAACAUCAUCUGAUUUGUUUUACAUCAUUCUGCUUUCCCUCUCCUUUAAAACCAGCUUCUAACUAGACUUCGUUUCUUGGCUUUGCCCAUACCUUGUUGGCUGAAUCGAGUCUGUCAGAUGAGUCCGAGCCCAUUAAGUGGAAGUACAUCAGACAAUUAACCAUCAGAUACAUGAGCAGAAAUUAGGCCAUUCGGACCGUUGACUGUUUCAAUUUGCAGCAACGUGGCGAGGAAGAAUUGUCCAUUUGGACCAGCAUUAGGAUUUAUUUAAGUCAAGAAAAACUACUUGUCAGAAUUGGGUUUUCUUGACCAAAUUUUGUUUCCUACCUGAAAAUGGGCAGAUCAGUUACCGUAUAAGAUAUCCCAUGGGAAAACAUGAAGUAAAUUUGCUAUUUUACUAUGAUGAGAAGAAUCAGUGGCACUCUGUGUACAAGAAUAACUCAAAGAGCUGUUGGAGUAAAGAAGCAGUGGCUGCCACUGGAAAUAAUCAGCUGUUGAACCUCACUCAUGACUUUUCAUUGUCCGGUUGCCAGGUGAUAGAUAUGAAUGGAAUGAAUUACACAGAUUGUCAAAAAACACUCAACUUCCAUUCAGCAAGGGAGAGAUGGUGGUUCCUUGCAAUCAGUAAUUGUAGGGGUGGAGAAAUAAAAUUGGAAUACGAAAUUAAAAUGUUGAAUGGGAAAAGUUUAUGGAGAAGACAUUUUUCUGCCAAUCAGAUAGGUAUUCUUGAAGUACACAUACUUUCAGUGUUGUUAUUCGUAAUUGUACUUGGAGUUUGUAUAUAUUUUGCUUAUUAUUUGAAGAGAAGACAUUUACUGCAUUCAAGCUAUCAGAUGCUAAUGGCCUCUAUAGCAAUAGAAGCUCUAGGCCAUUUCUUCCUAUGCAUUCAAUUUGGCAUUUAUGCACGAAAUGGUGUAGAUUGUGAACCUGUCAAAAUAAUCGGACGCUUGUUGCUGGUGAUUAGCUAUUUACUGCUUGUUCCAAUGCUGCUUCUCAUGAGCCAUGGGUUUACAAUUACAAGGUGCAAGAUUCAUCAGUCUAGCGCUGUCACUGUCUGUCUGUUGAUGGUCACCUUUGCAAUUAUGUACACCUGGUUUUUUCUUGGUGAAAGACAUCUUAUAGACGCGGGAGAGAUACAGAGUUCAUUGGAAUCUCCUAUUGGCUAUGCUGUAACUGCCCUACAGUUUCUGACAGCAAUUUGGUUUGUAGAGUCAACAUACAAGAUCAUGCACCAGCAUCCUGAGAAACGGCCAUUUUAUCUUCUUUUCUUUCCAGCAUUCACCUUUUGGUUUUUUGCAGUGCCCAUCAGUAGCCUUUUUGGACAAUUUAUGAUUCCAAACUGGAAACGUGAACGUGUUGUGUGUGCAAUCUCGUUGCUUUUGAAAUUCUACGUCUAUUUUAUUAUGCUGUUUCUAACCAGGCCAUUCCAUACAAACACAAGAUUUCCCUUUCACAUUGACACUUCACGGAUUGCACUUACGAGAUAUGCAUCAGAAUCCCAGGAGAGCUUUGUGAAGUUUGGACAUCGUAUACACAGAAAUAUCAGUGUCAUUAGCCUCAUCAACAAUAAUUCCAGAGGUGCCACUGCCAAUGGGCCAAGAAACUGUACCUUGCAAGAGGAUGCAGAUCUCUUGGAAAGAACUGAUACUCAAAUUGAUUACAGAUUUGGUCUUGUUUAAAAUCAAGAGAUUUAAUGAAGAAUCCUGAAGAUCCCCAUCUGCAGGAACACUACUACUUUGUAUCAACACAACUCCAAUAUUAAAAGUGAACAUGCAAUGCCCAGUGUUACAACAUUGUUAGUAGUAUUUUGUCCAAUGCCGAGGCCAUAUUUUCUCUAGAACACUUGAGUACUCUGCAGGUUAUCUUUUAUGCUUCGUACUUCAAGCAUAUUCUUGUACAAGAAAUAAAUAUUAAAGUUAUCAUGGUGAAAUGCAUGUUUUUAUGUUGACAUCUGAAACACUUGAGUUCAUUUUUCAAGGUAAGUGCAUUUGGAUUUGGACAACAUGAAGCUUUAAUUUCCUAAGAUUAGAAAUUCUAU